Messenger RNA from Naegleria lovaniensis, 3237 nucleotides. RefSeq lists its product as uncharacterized. The transcript is spliced from 3 exons. Lineage: Eukaryota; Heterolobosea; Eutetramitea; Acrasida; Naegleriidae. Bases 1 to 3237 code for a protein of 1078 amino acids. Gene Ontology annotation, molecular function: triacylglycerol lipase activity; sterol ester esterase activity. Gene Ontology annotation, biological process: triglyceride catabolic process. Gene Ontology annotation, cellular component: cytosol. The record is from RefSeq and is a predicted model, not a curated record.
AUGUUAUUUAAACAUUCUUCAUGCAUUCCUGCUCAACUAAAAAACCACAAACAACAAACCAAACUCUUCAUGCCUGAUCUAAAUCCAAACAAUCAAAAGAGGCUUCUUCACACUCAGCACGUGCUGAAUCAUCCUCACAGCACAGGUUCAUUACAAACGUUACAUGACGAGCAUUCAGAGGUUCAUAAACCCUACUUUUCUUUUUCCGUUCAUCAUCCCCAAAAGCGCCCUGAACACUUGCAACAAGGGCAUCAAGCAAACAGUUCCAACUUGAAUUAUGAGCCUCCAACCUUGAUCAUCACACCCCCUUCUUCUGAGGCCGCAACACAAGAAGCCACAAACAAUAGCACGGCUUCAGUAGCCAACAACACCAAACCGAAUUGGAUUGUCAGUUCCCUCAAGAACUUGCAAUCUCGGCUUCUUUCUCAUCCUUUGCGCAAAUCCACGAGUAUGUUCAAGUUUCCUUCCAAUGAGAUAUUUUCAGAAGAAGAGGAAGAUAAACAGAACCAACAAGGAAAAAAGAAACAACUCGCAACCACCCCUAAUACAACCAACUCGAAAACAAAACAAGAUUCAGGUAACAACCCGACUAAACUCUCUUCAAAAUUCGUCUCUCAUCAUCGCAACCUCACUCCAACAACAAAAAACACCCAUUUAAAAAUGAGCUCGCCAUCACAGCCAACUUCUGAAUUUGCCAAUCAGACAAACUCGGAGGAAGACUCCGCUACCAUUCAACAACAAGGAGUUUUGGAACCAAGCAAUAUGAUUCAGAUCAACAAUGUUCUUGGUACAGGUAGUGAUGGUAAUGUUGCAAAAGCCAACAUAAACGGAAGUGAGGAUGACAUGACGCAAUUAGAUGAUCAAAUGAUGCAAAAAUUAAUGAUGAAAGAUGAAACCAUGCCACAACAAUUUGUAGAUAGUUUUUUUAUUGACAAGGAUAAGAAAUUGUCCUCCAAGUUUUCCGUAGAUGAUGAAAGUGAAGAGCUAUUGAAAGAUAAAAUGAAUAAGAUUUCUGAAGUCGAUGAUAUGUAUGGCCUUGACAUUUAUUAUCACAAUAGUGAGUUGUGUAAAAUUGAAGGACCAGAAGAUCGAUUCACUCUCAUUGACAUUGCAUUGGAAAGCGCAAUGACCAUCCAAAAAUUAUUUCAAAAUGAGGCAAAACGUUACGAAAACAAUGUUUCCAACGGAAAAAUUUAUCUAUUCCUCAAAUUACUCUUAGAAGUGUCAAAAGAUUUGGAGACCAAUUUAAAAAAUUUGAAAAGUAGAAUAGUUCAGAUAGAACUUAAACUGGCUGAAAAAUUUCCAAAUCAAUUCAAGUUUGAAAACCAAACAUGUAUAUCACAUAACUACAAGAUGGCCUCAUUUGAUUUGAGUUUUCUUGACACAUCUUUCCACUUUAGAGGAUGUUUGUUAAUUUUUAUUCAUACUUUGAAUGAGUGCAAAACCUCAAUCAACAAAGUGAUACAGAGCAGAAAUUCCUUCUUUUUGUUCACUACGAGCGACGCAAAAUAUGAGAAAAAACUUGACGUUUUUCAACAGAAGUUUUUAGUGCUCAAAACAAUGUUUAACGUUUCCAACAUGUUACUUCAGGAAAGAUUGGACAAUAUUGACUCCAAUAAUCCAUCAUAUUUUCCAUUUUCACAAUCUCUUAAAAUUAGUGACAUGGAUAUUUUAAAGGAUGUGAAUCCUAUUGCAUUUUGGCAACAUUUAGGUAGCUUUUACGACUCUGAGAUUGCUUGGUUCCUUUCUCUCAUUGUCAAGACAACGGCAUCUUUUGGACAUACUCAAGAAGUGCCAAGUAAGCUCAAAAAAGAUUUGAUUUUUUAUGCUGCAAGCGCCUACUACCUGAUCAAUCCAAAAGGUGCUGCAGAAAAUUGUGCUACUUUAUUUACCAAUAAUCCAAUUGCAAGCAGCGAAUUUUGGAACAUCCAAGAUGAAAACAACAUCAUCAAGACAUUUACAUAUCUGGGCUAUCCAUUUGUUGAGACUUCACGCAAGUUUAAAAUACCAUUUCCAGGCAGAAAAAUUGUCGAUUCUGUUGGACUGAACAUUGAUGGUGAAGAAUUUGAGUUUGUAUCAGUUUCAAGAGAGGCUCCAGAGGAUUCAUCAAUUAUAUUGUUUAAUAACAACGAGCAAAGCGAAAAAACCAACUCUGUGGUAUAUUAUUCCGAAGAUGAUGACGAUGAUGGAGAGGAUGAAUCUGUUGACCAAAACGCAACACCUGUGGAAUAUCGAGCAGGAAGUAGCAUGAUCUACCCACAACUUGACAAUCUUGAGGAGGUGAAAGAAGGAUCCUCGUCUCUUGAGGUAAACUUGGCUGAGAUUGAAAAAACGAUGAAAAAUCAUGAAUAUCAUGAUAUUGCACUACGAAUUAUUUCAACUAAACCUCUUACCGAAGUGCCUGACUAUAUUGCUCACAAUCCACAAGAUUUCCCUUAUUUGUCACAGAUCCUAAAGGCCAUUAAUUCAAUCAAACUCAAACAAGUUCAACACGAUACAACAUUUGACGGCAAAAUAAUUUUACACAUCCACGGUGGAGGCUUCAUUGCAAUGCAAUCAUUUAGUCAUGAGGUGUAUUUAAGAAAAUGGUGCUCUGCAACCAAUAUGCCUAUUAUUUCAGUGGACUAUAGAAGAUCACCUCAAUAUAAAUUUCCAACGCAAGUCGAGGAAUGUUACUCAGCAUACAAGUGGUUGUUAAGUAAUUGUGAAAAACUAUUAGGAGCUCCACUGAAGAAGCUUGUGAUUGCCGGUGAUUCUGCCGGUGGUAACUUAGCCCUCGCUACUAUUUACAGAGCCAUAAGAGAUGAUAUUCAAUUGCCAGAUGCAGUAGUUUUAAGUUAUCCUGCAACGUACCUUGAUUUUAAUCCAUCACCCAGUCGUCAAAUUUCUGUUAUUGAUCCCCUUGUAAAUAUUAACUUUUUGAGGUUGUGUGGAGAGUUGUACUGUGUAGAGAGUGACAAUGCUAGCUGCAAUCCAUUCGUUUCUCCGGCUACCAUUGAAGAUGGUUAUUUGAAACGUUUUCCACCAACUUACUUUAACUUGGGAACUUUGGACCCACUUUUCGAUGAUGCUGUAUACAUGGCCAAGAAAAUUGCCAGAAAUAAUGGUGGACGAGUGAAAAUUAGGCUCUAUGACUCUCUUGGUCAUGGCUACUUGAAUAUGGUCGAUGUGUCCGGACUUGCCAGAUUAGCCUCUGCUCACAUCUGUGAGUGGAUCACCGCUCAAGUUGAAAAAUGA